CCUUAUGUAUUGUGUAAAAUUGUAACAAAGCAUUAUUAUAAGGGUGAGGCGCCGCUAAUAGUUUAUUACGGUUACAGACGACAAUGGGGUGUGAUCCAAAUGGGCGGCAGUAAAUCAGUCACGCCACCGUCAAAGCGUUGGGGUGAAAAAAAUGUUCUUCACAAUCCUAUCAUCGGAUGCGCACGGGUUGACAUCAAACAUGAAAAAGAUGCAUAUCAUUUAGUUAUAAUGCAAAUAUGUGUAUUCUACUGCAAGAAAGAGAUGUAGUUUACCGGUAUCUUUGAAAUAUUUGACACCCUUGCAAUAAACCGCAAGGGACAGAGGACCCAUUGAAUAUUGAGGAGCAAGCAAGGUAGGCGACAGAAUUUGAGGUUAUUGACGGUCUCAGCCAUAUUCUAUCCAUGAAACCUUGCACCAAUUAGUCACCGAGGUGUCCUGCGUGAAGGUGUUCUGUUUUGACCAAAAUAUGUUAUCUUUACUGCGAAGGCUAUAAACUGAAGAAAUUACACACAUGUUAUUUAACCAUGCAGGAAAAGUAGUCUGAUCGGUGACCAGAGUAUGGUUCUACAGCUGACAGACUGUUUAUAAUAAGCCUUAGCAAUAAGGACCAAAUGUUCAGGCCAUUUCUUUUUGAUCAUACCCUAUUGAUGUGCCUACUAAUCUCAAAGAAUACAAUAGGAUGAAGACAGUAUGUGGUAAAGGAGGGACAUUGGAUGGUGACAUGCUGAUGGUCAUUGUUAAACAAGAGGAAGAAGACCAAAUGGAGCAGAUGUCCAAUGGUCCACUGUCAUCUGACACGCUCAUCAAACAGGAGCAAGAAGAGGGCCUAGAACAAGACACUACAGCUCCCGACGACCAACUCCCUGAGGAAACAGACACCCUGGAAGAAGCAGAGGAGGAGAAAAAGAGGAGGAAGGGAAAGACAGAGGAGAGGUGCUGGUCUGCUGUUGAGACUGAGGAUGUCUGGGUCAGACUCCAGUUGGUGCUGCAGACUGUGUCAGCGCUGCUUCAGUUCCUCCUGGCAGCUAACGGGACACUGUUGUACUGGCAUGGCGGGGGAGGACGGGGUCGCCCACGGCCACAAGGUCAAACUGGAGUUCCAGUGCCCAGUGUGUGGCGACCGCUUCCUCCGCCCCACUGCCUUCAUCAUGCACAAGCGCAGACACAUGGGCCAGUCCCAGAACGUCUGUGGGGUCUGUGGACGGACGCUCAAGAGCCUGCGCAAGCUGGCCUCCCACAAGCGCUCACACUCCUGCCGCCGCAGGACUGUGGCUGAACGACAGCAGUGCCAUGACUGCAGCCAGAGCUUCUGCAACCUGACAGCACUCAGAAGCCACCGGGAGAGACAGCACGGAGAGGAGAGGAUCUGGGAGGAUGAGGAGGACAGGGCGGUGAGAGAGGAAGAAGAGGGAAGCACUGCAGUAAUCUCUAAUGAUUCAACCAGAGUUUCAGGGAAUGCCUACCUGACUUCUAGACCUGCCAGGGGUCAACUACGACCCUAUCGCUGCUCCUCCUGUGGAGAGAGAUUCAUACAGGAAAGCACCCUGACCAAACACUGCACUGAUGGUUCUGGGAGCAUAGAUACCAAGAUGAAGAGGACAAGAGGCAAGUUGGAGUGAUAUAUAUAUAUAUAUAUAUAUAUAUAGGAAAGAGGGCCUUGACUAACUAUUUACAAAGUUGUUUAAUGAAGAAAUUACGUGUCACUUAGGAUAAAUCAAAUAUCAUUUCAUUGUAGGCCUUAGUGUCAACCCUUAUGCCAACUUUCUCCAACACCAACAGAAUCUUCACAAAAUAUAUUUUGAAUUAAUACCUCUUCUAGGGCUGUGAUGAUACCAGUAUCGCAAUAUUUUUUUCCAUGGCAAAAAUGAAAACAUGAAGCAGACCGGACUCUUUGGUCCUUUUAUUAUCCAAGCUAUAAGCUUUGAAAAUAAAUACGUGAUUCUGGAUAAAAACAUAAUGUUUGUUUCCAACUUCAAGGCUGUUUCCCCAAAGAAGUUAAAUCCACUUCGUGUUUUGUUUCCUUGCCAUGAUACUGGUAUCAAAAUGGAGUAGUUUUCAAAAUAAAAGCCUGACCAUAUUUAUUAGAGAUUCACAGAAAAAAAAGUGUUUCUCCUGUACCAUGAUUAAAGAUGAAAACAGACCAAACCAUCUUUUGAUCAUUUUGAUAGCAAUAAUGUCUGUACUACGACAUGUAAACUACAUGAACAAAAGUAUGUGAACACCUGCUCAUCGAACAUCUCACUCCAAAAUCAUGAGUAUUAAUAUGGAAUUGGUCCCCCCUUUGCUGCUAUAACAGCCUCCACUCUUUUGGGAAGGCUUUCCAUUAGA
This is a messenger RNA of Salmo salar (Atlantic salmon), 2328 nucleotides long. The record is from RefSeq and is a predicted model, not a curated record. NCBI's taxonomy places the organism in Eukaryota, Metazoa, Chordata, Actinopteri, Salmoniformes, Salmonidae.